This is a messenger RNA of Acaulospora colombiana, 237 nucleotides long. NCBI's taxonomy places the organism in Eukaryota, Fungi, Glomeromycota, Glomeromycetes, Diversisporales, Acaulosporaceae. The record is from the annotation of a GenBank genome assembly.
AUGCAAGAUAUACACUUUAGCAGUAUCGACCAACCGAUAUUAUCCUCUUCCAAGGACACUCAAUCCUGGGCUGAUGAAGUUAACAGCCAAACUACCUGUAGAUCUGAUAUAUUCUUCACAAUGGAUGGCAACAUUAGAAAAGUAAGCCCUCUCAAAGAGCAGUUAAAAAUUUUUGAACUCUGCAGAGAAACAACUCAGCUGACUUAUGACCUGAGGUUAAGUUCUUCUUCCCAUUAA